Messenger RNA from Haemonchus placei, 519 nucleotides. The record is from the annotation of a GenBank genome assembly. Lineage: Eukaryota; Metazoa; Nematoda; Chromadorea; Rhabditida; Trichostrongylidae.
AUGUCUGGCGAAUCACUGCUUACUCGACCUUCUACUCCUGACGAUUGGACCGAUCUCGUUGUUGAUGAAGACUCGCCUCAAGCGGUGCAAAGCCGAAAGGAUGUCAAUAUAGAGCUUAACGAAGUAAAGUCAGUACUGAAUCAACUGACUGAGGAAACAGUGGACAGUAGCACGAUCCGGAAACAGAAAGCUGCUCAGCAGUACGGUAGAGAGCUGCAGCAACAAAUCGAACAAAUGGAAAGUGCUCCACGGCCUCCGUUCGAGACCAUUAGCCAUCUUCGUCAACGAAUCGAACGUGAAAACGAGCUGUACAGACGUCAAUUUGUUUGGCAAAUGGAAAACAGUGAAGUAGGUGAGGAUGACACGCCUCCACUGGCAUGCCCGCCUUCAAAUCGACCUAUUGUCUACGUGUAUACAAAGGAGUGCAGAAAAUGCAACGAGUAUCCAGUUAUUGGGCUUGCUUUGGAAUGCAAUUUCCGUCUAUCGAUGACAUGUGGGAUCCAGCCGAUGUUGAGGUGA